GGGCCUCCGCAGCUUUUUCUCCGCGUCUUAGCCCAGAGCCUGAACGCCCAGCACCAUGGCCAGCACCGUGUCUGCAUACAAGGAAAAAAUGAAGGAGCUGUCUGUGCUUUCACUGAUCUGUUCCUGCUUCUAUACCCAGCCACAUCCAAACACCAUCUAUCAAUAUGGAGAUAUGGAAGUGAAGCAACUGGACAAAAGAGCAUCUGGCCAGAGCUUUGAGGUAAUCUUGAAGUCACCUUCAGAUCUGUCCCCAGAGAGUCCUAUACUUUCUUCUCCACCCAAGAAGAAGGACAUUUCUCUGGAGGAACUGCAGAAGAGGCUGGAGGCUGCUGAGGAGAGACGGAAGACUCAGGAGGCGCAGGUACUAAAGCAGCUGGCUGAGAAGCGGGAGCACGAGCGGGAGGUUCUGCACAAGGCCCUGGAGGAGAAUAACAACUUCAGCCGCUUGGCAGAGGAGAAACUCAACUACAAGAUGGAACUCAGUAAGGAGAUCCGCGAGGCUCAUCUGGCUGCCUUGAGGGAGCGGCUGCGUGAGAAGGAGCUCCAUGCUGCCGAAGUCCGCAGGAACAAGGAGCAGCGGGAGGAGAUCUCUGGUUAAUGGGUUUUUCUACACGCUUAGCACCUGGUUCCCGAUAUAAAACAAACAAAAAAAAACCCCAACACAUUUUAAUUUUACGUUUGUCUAGUUGCAACUUUGUUUCA
Molecule: messenger RNA, 702 nt
Organism: Gracilinanus agilis (Agile Gracile Mouse Opossum)
Lineage: Eukaryota; Metazoa; Chordata; Mammalia; Didelphimorphia; Didelphidae
Gene: STMN3
Product: stathmin 3
Exons: 5
Coding region: 56-598 (180 amino acids)
Biological process (GO): neuron projection development; regulation of microtubule polymerization or depolymerization; microtubule depolymerization
Cellular component (GO): cytoplasm; neuron projection
Molecular function (GO): tubulin binding
Source: RefSeq, a predicted model, not a curated record